This is a messenger RNA of Cuscuta epithymum, 1209 nucleotides long. The record is from the annotation of a GenBank genome assembly. Lineage: Eukaryota; Viridiplantae; Streptophyta; Magnoliopsida; Solanales; Convolvulaceae.
AUGAAAUUGAAAAUACUGCAAAAUAUCUUAUGAAAGCAUUUAAAAUGAAAGAUCUCGGGAGAACCAAAUUUUGUCUCGGACUUCAAAUUGAGCAUUUGAAGAAUGGAACUUUCAUCCACCAAUCCAAUUACACCGAGAAAGUUUUGAAGAGAUUCUAUAUGGACAAAGCUCAUCCGUUGACCUCACCAAUGGUCGUUCGAUCUCUCAACAUACACGAUGAUCGAUUCCGUCCACGAGAAGACGAUGAAGAUAUACUCGGUCCCGAAGUACCAUAUCUCAGUGUUAUUGGAUCUUUACUGUAUUUAGCUAAUAGUACUAGACCAGAUAUUGCAUUUUAUGUAAAUUUGUUAGCUAGGUACAACUCAUGUCCAACAAGGCGUCAUUGGAACAAGAUCAAGCACAUAUUCCGUUAUCUCCGUGGUACAAUUGAUCUCGGCUUAUUCUACCACAAAGAUACAAAGCUUCUUUAAUCAGAUAUGCAGACGUUGGAUACUUAUCAGAUCCUCAAAAGGCGAAAUCACAAACCGGAGUUAAUUGCGCUAUAUGAAACCGGGAGAGCAUGUGUGUGGCUGAGAUCUAUGAUUCAACACAUCCAAAAUGAAUGCGGUAUGAAGCCUAUUACUUGUUACUCGACUGUGAUCUACGAAGACAACACGGCGUGCAUAGUUCAGAUUAAAGAAAGCUACAUCAAAGGAUCCUAAACAAAGCACAUAUCACCAAAAUUCUUCUCUACUCAUGAUCUGGAGAAAGAAGGGACGAUCAACAUUCAACAGAUCAGAUCCAGUGAAAAUACGGCCGAUCUCUUCACCAAAUCUUUACCCCCGAAGAAGUUCAUAGAACUCGUACAGAAAAUCGGGAUGUGCCACCUUCAAAAUUUAUGUUCAUAUUAGGGGGAAUAUUUGAAUGCGCUGCACUCUUUUUUCCUUCAUCAGGUUUUUAUCCCACUGGGUUUUUCCUGAUAAGGUUUUUAACGAUACAGUACAUCCAAAUACAACGACAUUAUAAGUCAUAAUUUUACCCCUUUAACCUCACACUACUUUUCACAAUAAAUUUUUAACAUAACUAAUACAUAUUCAAGGAUGAACAUUCAUGGUAGGGCUGACAAUAUCACCCGCACCCGCGAAUAUACGGUCAACCUGAACCGAAAAUAUAGACGAAAACCCGAAAAAAUAUGGAUAAAAAAUAGAUGACGGGUGGAUUGAAAGACGG